GUUUUCAUUAAAGAGAGAAUUGUCAAAUGAAGCAGUCGUAAAAUAUUCUAGUUCCGUAAAUUUUUUCUAAAUAAUUUUUAAUAAUUCUUAUAAAAUUUAAAUGAAUUAACUAAUUAUAAACAUUCAAAACUACCUAAAAAGAAACACAGCAACAUGUUGUACUUAGAAGAUUAUUUAGAAAUGAUUGAGCAUUUGCCUCAGGAGUUGAGAGAUCGUUUUACCGAAAUGCGUGAAUUGGAUUUAUCAGUUCAAAACAGCAUGGAUUCUUUGGAGAAAAAGACCAGAACAUUUUUCGUACAGUGCAAACGUGGAGAUAUACAAGAAGAAGCUGCCGAUACAGACUUUCAAAACCUGCGUAAAGAAUAUUACAAAGUUUUAGAGGAUGCCGAUGAGAAGGUAACAAUUGCCACACAAAUACAUGAAUUAGUGGAACGGUAUUUGCGUCGCUUGGAUAGUGAAUUGUUUAAAUUCAAAUGUGAACUAGAGGCUGAUAAUAACGGCAUUACCGAAAUAUUAGAAAAACGUUCAUUGGAAAUGGAUGGCGGCAGCAGUGCUGCAACGGCUUUGCUAAGUGUGGCCGGUUUAAAUCAAAAGGAAAACAGAUACUAUGGCGGUCUUAGUGCUGCUGUGGCGCCUUCAGGCAGCAAUAGCCAUAGUGCUGUUAUUGGAGGCGCCACAGUCGGUAUGGGUAUGGGUGGUAUAACCGUGCCAGCUGCUCCUACGGGAGCAACAAAAGACAAUCGUUAUCGUGCUCCCAAACCCGAGAAGAGAAGAGACAGCACCUCAACUCUACAAAGUGCUGUCCCCGAAAAAAGAGCUAAUAUGGGAAACAGUUUACCACAGGCUGCACCUCCAGUAGCUGUAGUCAGACCUAUAACACCUGGCAUGGGAGCUGUACUAAACCCCGCCACAGCUACAGUAGGUACCCCAUCAACAGUGGCAUAUAAUCUACAACAAAUUGGCGGUUCAGCUUCUACGGCUAUAGCUGCUGCCGCAUCCCAGGCCAUAGUUGCUACCCAACAAAUGCAACAAGGUAGACGUACUGCUAGUUUGAAAGCAAGCUAUGAAGCCAUACAUGGCGCUGGAGGAGGACCCACAGAAUUUUGGAUUAGCCGUGAUUUAGCUAGUGCUGCUGCUGCCUCUGCUGCAGGUCUCACUGGCAACAGUUCGACCGAGAAAACCAAGAAGAAGUAUGCUCAAAAAAAACUAAACACCAAUCUUUCACAUGUUGUAGCCUCUACAAAUGUGGUCCCUGCAUCGACACCCUCAGCCUUGAGUCUGGCCUCUUCGUCAUCUUCGUUAAGUGUAGACUCGGUUGAUAUGCUAGCGGCCAAUACAGCCACUCUCAAUGUUCCUUCUUUAGUUGCAACCGGACAACAUGUCACAGCCUCCUCAUCUACAGGAGUUUCUGGUAUAGCUACCUCAAAUAGAGCUGCUCUAAAUGCGGCAACUGCUGUGAACACUGUGGCAAACUCUUCAACAUCUACGGCUCUUACGCCCGGCUCAAAUAUAACGCUUAAUGAAAACGGUAUGGUCGUUGAACAGACCCCCGAAGGUGAGUGGUCAUAUGAUCCUAAUGAGCCACGUUACUGUACUUGUAAUCAAGUGAGCUAUGGCGAUAUGGUGGCUUGUGAUAACGAUGCCUGCCCUUACGAGUGGUUCCAUUAUCCGUGCGUGGGCAUAACACAACCACCCAAAGGCAAGUGGUAUUGUCCCAAGUGUACAGCUUCAAUGCGUAGACGUGGUAAUCGGAAAAAUUAGUAUUAUUUAAAUAUAAAAUGAAUUACAUGAACAAAUUAAUAAUUAUUGUGAAUGAAAAAUAUAAAUAAAAACGUCAACAAGCAAGAAAAAUAA
Calliphora vicina (urban bluebottle blowfly) is the source of this 1854-nucleotide messenger RNA. It is a transcript of the gene Ing3, whose product is annotated as Inhibitor of growth family, member 3. Gene Ontology annotation, biological process: regulation of DNA-templated transcription. Lineage: Eukaryota; Metazoa; Arthropoda; Insecta; Diptera; Calliphoridae. The record is from RefSeq and is a predicted model, not a curated record. Bases 154 to 1761 code for a protein of 535 amino acids. Gene Ontology annotation, cellular component: NuA4 histone acetyltransferase complex. The transcript is spliced from 4 exons.